AUGCGUGGCUGCACGCGGCUGGCGCUGCUCUGCGCGCUGCCCUGGCUUCUGCCGUUGGUGGCACCCGGGCGCCCCGCGCCACCCGCAGCGCUGCGCCGCGACCCCCGCAACCCCGCCAGGGGCGCAGAGUUCGAUCGCAUCUACAGCGGGGUGGUGAGCCUCCCCACCGAGAACAUCUACUCCUUCAACUACACCAGCCAGCCCGGCCAGGUGACUGCCGUGCGGGUGUACGUGAACAGCUCCUCCGAAAACCUUGACUACCCGGUCCUGGUUGUGGUUCGCCAGCAGAAAGAGGUGCUGUCCUGGCAGGUUCCUCUGCUCUUCCAAGGACUAUACCAGAGGAGCUACAACUACCAGGAAGUGAGCCGUACCCUUUGCCCCUCCGAAGCAACCAAUGAAACAGGACCUCUGGAGCAACUGAUAUUUGUAGACGUCGCAUCCAUGGCGCCCCUGGGUGCCCAGUACAAGCUGCUGGUUACCAAGCUCAAGCACUUCCAGCUGCAGACAAAUGUUGCCUUUCACUUCACUGCCAGCCCCUCUCAACCUCAGUAUUUCCUAUACAAAUUUCCUGAAGACGUAGACUCAGUUAUCAUUAAAGUCGUGUCUACAUUGGCUUAUCCAUGUUCUGUUGUCUCAGUCCAAAAUAUCAUGUGCCCAGUAUACGAUCUUGACCACAAUGUGGAAUUUAAUGGUGUCUACCAGUCCAUGACUAAGAAAGCUGCCAUCACACUACAGAAGAAGGAUUUUCCAGGUGAGCAGUUCUUUGUGGUGUUUGUGAUAAAGCCUGAAGAUUAUGCCUGUGGAGGAUCUUUCUUCAUCCAGGAAAAGGAAAACCAGACUUGGAAUCUACAACGUGCAAAGAAUCUUCAAGUGACCAUUGUUCCUUCCAUUAAAGGAUCCGUUUAUGUGAAAUCCAUUCUUCUCAGUUUCCUCAUCUUCUUCUCCUUCUACUUGGGAUGCCUGUUUGUUGCAUUCAUUCAUUAUAUCAGGUUUCGGAGAAAAUCCACCGAUGGAAGCUUUGGUUCCAAUGAUGGCUCUGGAAAUAUGUCGGUGUCAAAUCCCAUUGCUGCCAGUACCCCUGAAGGGAGCAAUUACGGGGCAAUAGAUGAGUCAAGCUCCAGUCCUGGCAGGCAAAUGUCCUCCUCUGAUGGUAGACAGCCGUGCCAGUCAGACACUGACAGCUCCGUGGAGGAAAGUGACUUUGACACCAUGCCAGACAUUGAGAGCGAUAAGAACAUCAUCCGCACCAAGAUGUUCCUUUACCUGUCAGAUCUGUCCAGGAAGGACCGAAGAAUUGUCAGCAAAAAGUAUAAGAUUUAUUUUUGGAACAUCAUUACCAUUGCUGUGUUUUAUGCACUGCCUGUGAUCCAGCUGGUUAUCACCUACCAAACAGUUGUCAACGUCACUGGCAACCAGGAUAUCUGCUACUACAACUUCCUCUGUGCUCACCCCUUGGGUGUCUUGAGUGCCUUCAACAACAUUCUCAGUAACCUGGGCCACGUGCUCCUGGGCUGCCUCUUCCUGCUGAUAGUCUUGCACCGGGACAUUCUCCAUCGAAGAGCUCUGGAAGCCAAGGACAUCUUUGCCACGGAAUACGGGAUUCCCAAACACUUCGGUCUCUUCUAUGCCAUGGGCAUUGCACUGAUGAUGGAAGGGGUGCUCAGUGCUUGUUACCACGUCUGCCCCAAUUACUCCAACUUCCAGUUCGACACCUCCUUCAUGUACAUGAUCGCCGGCCUCUGCAUGCUGAAGCUCUACCAGACCCGCCACCCGGACAUCAACGCCAGCGCCUACGCCGCCUACGCCUCCUUUGCCCUGGUCAUCACACUCACCGUCCUCGGAGUGGUGUUCGGGAAAAAUGGCAUGUGGUUCUGGCUCAUCUUCUCUGCAAUCCAUAUUCUGGCGUCUCUGGCCCUCAGCACCCAGAUCUACUACAUGGGUCGUUUCAAGAUAGAUGUGUCUGACACAGAUUGGAAAAUGUUCCGGCGGGCCGCUGUGGUGUUCUACACCGACUGCAUCCAGCAGCGCAGCCGGCCUCUGUAUAUGGACAGGAUGGUAUUACUCAUCGUGGGGAACCUGGUUAACUGGUCCUUCGCCCUCUUUGGACUCAUCUACCGACCCAGGGACUUCGCUUCCUACAUGCUGGGCAUCUUCAUCGGCAACCUGCUGCUUUACCUGGCCUUUUACAUCAUCAUGAAGCUUCGCAGCUCCGAGAAGAUCCUCCUGAUCCCGUUUUUCUGCAUUGUCGCCACCGCUGUAGUGUGGGCUGCCGCCCUGUAUUUUUUCUUCCAGAAUCUCAGCAGCUGGGAGGGAACGCCAGCCGAGUCCCGGGAGAAGAACCGAGAGUGCAUCCUGCUGGAUUUCUUUGACGACCAUGACAUCUGGCACUUCCUCUCCGCUACUGCCCUGUUUUUCUCAUUCUUGGUUUUGUUAACCCUAGAUGACGACCUGGAUUUGGUUCGGAGAGACCAGAUUCCUGUCUUCUAA
Messenger RNA from Budorcas taxicolor (takin), 2487 nucleotides. RefSeq names its product SID1 transmembrane family member 1 (gene SIDT1). Gene Ontology annotation, cellular component: membrane. The record is from RefSeq and is a predicted model, not a curated record. NCBI's taxonomy places the organism in Eukaryota, Metazoa, Chordata, Mammalia, Artiodactyla, Bovidae. The transcript is spliced from 26 exons. Bases 1 to 2487 code for a protein of 828 amino acids.